CUUUAUCAAGACUCAGUAGUAUUCGGGGCUCUACUAUUCUGUCUGCCGUAUGUUCGAAACCUCGCGGAAGUACUGACGUGUUCACACCAGUUUGCACGAGAAGUGGCUAGUUUAGCUAGCUAGGUAGAGCCGGGUAGUGACACAGCGGCCGUAUCAGAAUGUCAGAAGGGGACAGUGUUGGGGAGUCAAUCCAUGGGAAACCAUCUGUAGUCGGUGCCUUUUUCACACGGGUUGGACAGAUCUAUCAGUCAUGGCUGGACAAGUCAACGCCAUUCUAUGCAGUGCGAUGGGCAACUACUCUACUACUUACUGCUGUCUACAUGAUCAGAGUGUACAUACUACAGGGUUGGUAUAUAGUAACAUAUGCUUUGGGAAUCUACCAUCUCAACCUGUUCAUUGCUUUUCUAUCGCCAAAAGUGGAUCCUUCACUGCUUGACGAAGAUGAGGGCCCAUCCCUUCCUACCAAGCAGAACGAGGAGUUCCGCCCUUUCAUCAGGAGGUUGCCUGAAUUCAAAUUCUGGCAUUCGGCGACAAAAGGCAUCGUCAUCGCCAUGAUUUGCACAUUUUUUGAUGCCUUCAAUGUGCCAGUGUUCUGGCCUAUACUUGUAAUGUACUUCAUCAUGCUCUUCUGCAUCACCAUGAAGAGGCAGAUCAAGCACAUGGUCAAGUACAGAUACCUACCCUUCACACAUGGGAAGAGGACAUACAAAGGCAAGGACGACACAGGGAAAACUUUUGCUAGUUAAAAACUCCCACUUACCCUUCCCCUCCUUCUCAUUUGAAAUGUAUCGGUCACAGCUAGUGGGGAGUGACCAGGGUUAGAGAGUUAUUUUCUUUUUUUGUAAGUGGGACAGUAACAUCAAAACAUAAUAUGAAAAAUCUGAGUUUUGAUCCGUGGUUACAGUGUUGGAUGAGGAUAUGAGCAGCAUGGAUCAAAUUAGUCUGGGAAUAUUGCCUUUGUCCAUUAUGGGUAGCAUUCUUUCUUUUUCUUUUUCUUUUUUUUUUUUUUUUUGAGGACCACGAUCCUCAUUUUAGGAUUGAUCUGCAUUUGUUUAGUAGUAGGUGAGACUCAGUGCUGCCUUUUGCCUUUUUAAGCCCAUGGGGUAAGUAUAAAGUCAUCAAGAAGGAACCACACUGAAAAAACUUGCAGUGAAAUUUGUGUUGUUGUUUUUUUUUUGUUUUUUUUUCUUCAAUGAUGACGAUUUCAGUACAUCUCCUGCACCCAAGUGAAAUAAAUCUGCCAACUUUUGAUUAAUAUAUUGGUACCUACUUAUUUGUAACAAGUUAUACACUGAAAGUUAGUAGUGUUAGUAUCAAAAUAACAUGAUUAGAUGUGUAAGAUGAAAUGUGAAGGAAAUGCAACAGUCUUCAAGUUGAAUCAUUUCAUAUUUUGUGAUAAGUGUGCAGCUGCUCUGGCUUACAAAUGUCUCAGUCAUCUGUCCUCUGUACUAAAUGCAGACACUGGCGAAAUUAGUCACAUUUCACUUGAAUAUGCAUUUAUGACAAAAAACACCUAUCAUAAUUCAUCUCUUGAUUCAGCACAAAUCAUUUUCGAUUUAUGUUUAUCUUGAAUUGGCAACUGAAUCUCUGUGUUACCCGAUUCUCAUUAGCAUAGCCAGUGGAGCAAGCAUCAAUGUGGAUGAUUAUCAGUGACUUCACUUGAAUCUUCAGCCACCUACCACAUCAUUGAAUGCAUAAUUCAAAGCGAGUGUCACUAACCCCAACCCAUUUAGUCUCCUGUAGCCUGUAGUCUACCUUUGAAUCAGUUCUUUCUACUUUUGCGUCUUUUGUAAAGUUUAACAGAUGGGAAACUGUGUCGUUGACCACCCCUAAAAAACAAUUUCUUCAAUUAUUUUAAGGGGCAUUUAGCUUGCAAUGGCAAGUCAAUUAAUUUGCUUUACCUCAGAUUCUUAAAUUAUUAUGUGGAUAAUUGUUCAAAAUAUACUGUCUUCGAAGUGCAGAACCAGUAUUCAAGUCCAAUUUGUAAUAAAGUCUAAUCUGAGAUAAUAGUCAAGCAAUCACACGUUUACCCCGACGACCUUUUCUCUUUGAAACAUUUACCCAUCUGUGUUUCAAAGCACGGGGUCCAUUCGAUUUGUGUAGACUAGCUGUUGUAGUCCUUCAUAAUCUGUGUUUACUUUGAAAAAAGUUAUGGUAACUAUAGUCAUUCCAAGCAAACUUUUGUUCUCUUUCUUUUGCAGAGGAAACAUAAGAAAACAGAGAUUGAGAGCUUUUAUUAUAACAAAUGGAUGAAGUGGGUGGCGAUCACACUUUAUUUUCUAUAAAACUGUCAAUUUGUUUCUCCAUUUUUAUCAGAAUGCUGGGGAUUAUCUGUCAUUACUAAACUUUAAUCAGCACUGUAGUAAGGGAUCAAAACAUUUUCCUGUAAAAAGUUUGUGUUUCAAAGGGUUGUCUGGAGGAUUUGUAUAUAUAUAUAUUUUAAAAUAUGACAUUUUUUUGAGAUUAUUUUUAUUUUUGUUUUUUCUUCCAACCACCAUACUUUUUUCCAAGUGUUUAAGUCCAUUUCAGUUGAAAUUGAUGAAAGCAUAACUGGUUAAUUGGGUUCUAGAUUUGAUGAAUUAAAUAUGUUUCUCAUGAAUCGCAUGUUAUUGUUUUCUUGUGCUAUAGUUAUAAACAAAAACUUGAUUUUAAUAACUUAAGUGUAAUUUUUUCACUCCAAAUGCUAUUAAAGAGGCUGUGUCCCUUCAAACAGUA
Molecule: messenger RNA, 2715 nt
Organism: Siniperca chuatsi (mandarin fish)
Lineage: Eukaryota; Metazoa; Chordata; Actinopteri; Centrarchiformes; Sinipercidae
Gene: rer1
Product: retention in endoplasmic reticulum sorting receptor 1
Exons: 7
Coding region: 159-746 (195 amino acids)
Biological process (GO): retrograde vesicle-mediated transport, Golgi to endoplasmic reticulum; protein retention in ER lumen
Cellular component (GO): Golgi membrane
Source: RefSeq, a predicted model, not a curated record